Messenger RNA from Aspergillus alliaceus, 1820 nucleotides. RefSeq lists its product as uncharacterized. Lineage: Eukaryota; Fungi; Ascomycota; Eurotiomycetes; Eurotiales; Aspergillaceae. The record is from RefSeq and is a predicted model, not a curated record. Bases 522 to 1682 code for a protein of 386 amino acids. The transcript is spliced from 5 exons.
UUUUCGCCGGACUACGGUAAGGAUUGGUAGCAAUUUUUUACGGUGACCUCCUCUGAGCCGAACCGAGGGACAUGGAAAGGAUUCAGUGGAGGCCAAAGGAGGGCCACGGAUAUCACAAGGGCCAGGACUAGUGUCAGAUUAUUAACGAAUACACGACAUCUGGGAGAACCCGCCACCGGCCUCCGGAGGCAUUGGGGUCUAUACCCACCCUCACUAUCAACAUGGCCCCUGACAGGGGUGAUAAUCUGAGAUUCUUAGACUUGAAUAGAUGAAGGAGCCAGUGGGGAAAUGGAGACAAAUGUAGCCUUAGGGUUAGUCCUACUAAGGCCUAUGCACUAUAGAAAUACUCGCAUGACAUUGGGGCUGAAAAACAGGGGGAAAAAAAAUCUUAGGAUUUAGUAUAAACUAAUCUACAGAGACCAAAAGCUUAAUGGUUACGUGACCAUGAACGCUUCCAGAUUUAUAAUGGUUUUCACACUACAACAUUCAACUGCAAGCUCCCAACAGCCAUCGCCUACAAAAUGGCGGGACAAGAACAUGACAAAGGCCCAAUGUUAAUGGGAGUGAUGUGGUCAUUGUCUAGUCUGGCCACAGUGAUUGUCAUCGCAAGAAUAUUCAUUCGACAAGUUGUGCUGCGCAAUCUAGGGCUGGACGAUUGGCUCAUUGGGAUCGCUAUGAUUCUAGGAUUACUUUACGUUGUGACAACCACGAUAUCUGUGGCCGCUGGCUACGGUCAACAUUUCUCUGCCCUGCCACCGGACACCCGUGAGAGAGCAUUGAUAUGGAACGUGAUAUCAUUUAUUUUCGGAAUUCUUUCCUUCGCGACGCCCAAGUUAGGUGUAGCUGCCCUCUUAACCCGCCUCCUGAACCCUAGUCGACUCCAUAGAAUGAUCAUAUGGGGUCUGGUGGCCGUGGUCACGGCGGUGGCUUUGAUGAACAUCAUUAUCUACAUCACAACGUGCGACCCACCGCAAGCUCUAUGGAAGACUGAACUGGCCCUGAAUGGUCAAGCAUCAUGCAGAGAUGUCUGGAUUCUGAUCAACUAUGCCACAUUCAAUGGAGUCUUGUCCGGCUUUGUCGAUAUGUUCCUCGCCAUCUACCCAAGCACCGUCUUAUUUAAACUUCAGAUGUCUCUACGGAAGAAGAUUGCCUUGAGCACAGUCCUAGGCCUAGGUUCUAUUGCUGUGGCCAUUGCUGUGGUUAAAUGCGUUCAGUUGAAGGGCCUUGCUGACAAAAGCGAUCCUACUUGUUCGUUGACCGGAACUCGCACGAUAAUGAAAACCAAAGCUGACAUAACAGACGCCACCGUACCACUCGCUGUCUGGACUAAGACUAACGUUGAAUCGAACAUAGUCCUCCUCGCGUCUUGCAUUCCCACCUUACAGCCUCUGUUGGAUAUCAUACUAGGGAAGCGCAAACUGUCCUCGUACAGCCGAAGCCAUACUUGCCAUGAGAAUUAUCAACAGGGUAGCGGCAGUCGUACGUUUUGGCGGGAUAGACGAACUGCAGCCGGUAAGCAGGCCUUAACGAUUACCACCCUGAUAGAGCACCACAGCCAGGAGAAUAUCCUUCCGGCUCAGGAUACUCGUGGGCCCUUGCACAUCCACCGCACGGACGAUGUGACGGUUGAGUAUGAGAUGCAGACGAAAAGUCCUUCGGUUCAAAAGGAUGACGCACCGUGACCAAAGGUUGCAAUCGUGGGAUAUAUCUAAAAGUUUCAACAACGGAGUGAUGUGUGAUUGCUCAGAUUACCCGGGAAUCUAAUGACAGCAGAGCAUUAUGAGAGACCGACAGACAUACCCAAUGACCAAUCUCGUAUC